Messenger RNA from Symbiodinium natans, 1218 nucleotides. The record is from the annotation of a GenBank genome assembly. Lineage: Eukaryota; Dinophyceae; Suessiales; Symbiodiniaceae.
AUGGACACAGCUCCAGCGCUUCGCGACCACCAGGGCGGUGACUUCUUGGCUGAACUCUGCCGCUUGCUUGGCUCGCGCCUGCGCGAGCUGACGAGCAUGCAGUUCACUACAGCCUGCAGCACUGUCGCUGCAUGGUCAGCAGACCCCAAGAGAAGACGGGCGCCACUCUUCGCUCAGCUCUCCAAGGUCUUUUUCACAGCAGCGGCAAACGAGAUGUCCUCACGUCUCAUGACAUUUGCGCCACACGAGCUCAACAGCUGCCUCGCGGCUUUUGUGUCCGUAGGUUUCUCGGAGCACAAGUUCUUUGCAUCAGUCGGCCGCGCGGCUUUGGCUCGGCACAGCAGCUUCGCACCGGUUCAGCUAACCGCCUUGCUUGCUAUCCUGUCCGAGAUGCGGCUGGUGCACACAGACCUCUUCAAUGCAGCUGCAACAUUCCUCUCUUCACGGACAAAGGAGUUGCGGCCAGUUGACAUUAUCCGCGUGUUGCGGUCGUUUGCGAAAUGCAACGUCCAGCACCAGGGUCUGUGCAGAGCGGUGGGAGACGAGGUUGUCAGCCGAGUGAAAGGAGGCGUCAGCUUCCGCGCCGAGGAUCUGUGCGAGAUCACCUGGGCGCUGUGCGUAUUGGAGCAUUUCAAUCCAGACAUCUUUGAGAUUUUGCUGAAGGCGCUGAGAAAGGUGCCCGUGGUGCCUUCAGAUGCGCUUACUCAGCUCUUCGAGUGCCAUCUGGCCCUCGAGACCGAGCAGAAGAGCCAGUAUCGAAGGUUCAGAGACAGAAUGGAUCAGGAAACAGUGGAAGCCCUUCAGGACCACUACAGGGAAGCCAGGAAAGAUGAGAGGCGGUGUUCGGACAAGCACCGCAGCGACGUGGCCUCCGUGCUGAAAUCCUUGGUCGAGGGUUCCGUGCACGUGAACCACAGGACAAGCUGUGGGCUGCUAGUCGAUGUGGCAGCGCUGCGGAAGCGGAGUUCAACCGACGGCUUUGUCCAUGUUGACUUAGACUCCAACGUGACCUUCGUGCGGUCUCUGGACCAUGAUGACCCAGCCACCGCUGGGAUCGUCAUCGAGGGUGCGGUCGCGCUCAGGCGGCGCAUUCUUCAAAAACAAGGUCUCAGGCUCGUCACAGUUCGUGAAAGCGAGUGGCGAGACCUCGACGAGAGCAAGGAGAAGCGCCGACAUCUGCGAAAUCUCCUUUCCGCGCUGGGGGACGUUUUGGAGUGA